AGCUUUAGACCAGAAGAGGGUCCUGGAGGCGCCUGGCAGGCACGGGGCGGGCGCUGCCCUCCCAGCGGUGGGUGAGAAGAUUACCUGAUGAAAUGUGGACAGCGCGUGUAGUUUGUCAGUACUUUUCGGAAUUGUUCCACGUAUUCAGCCUUUGGUGGGGAGGCCGAAGGAAAUGAUCUAUCACAGGAACAGCUUCCUGCCGUGCCGCCCUGGUUGCCGUCGGCUGAGCAGAAAUGGAGGUGGUCGGCACAAGUUACCAGGUCAAGGGGCUACCCCCCACCCCGUUUUUAGUUAACCCCCAAUCCACUGCCGCAUUGCAGCGUCACCCCUAGACCCCAGGGUCUGACCCCCAGGCUCAGCCCCCACGUCAACACACCCCUCCCAAAAGACGUCCCUAAUCCCACCUGGACCCAGGUGUCCCCUAGCUUCUGUCCCCAGCCCCACGCAGCUGGCCCUCCCCUUCCUUGCCCCGGCUGCCUUGGGGGCUGUGGUGAGCCUGGUUCCCCAUUUAUACGAAAUCCGGGGACUUCGUACCCCUUUUCCCACGCACAUUCCCUUUCCCGGACUCGGGGAUCCAGACCCCCGCAGCCCAGCCCCUGACGAACCUGGCACAGUCAGCCGCGCUAGCAGCACGAUUAGGAGGAGCGCGCGGGCAGGGGGUCCCCCGCGCCGCCACAUCUCGGGGUCUCGGUUGACUUUCGGGGUGACGCAGCCGCCUCGCCCUGCCUGCCUCCCAGACGGGAUCCCGAAGCGGACCAUCCCGGGCCGGUUUUCCUUCCCCGCUCCGCCGGAGAUCCGGCAGGAGACGGCGGCCGUGGGCGCCGCGGCCCGGCGGCGUUGGGGGCGCGAGGGGGUGGCCCUCCCUGCUGGCGUAGCCACCGCCUCGAACGGACCUCGGCGCGGUCAGUACCGCCCGGGCCUCGCGGUCCCCCGGCCGCCCGCGGCAGGGAAACCCCCGGAGGCGGAGCUGUCCCGCCCCGCGCCCCCGCGCAGCGCCGCGCCCCGAGCCUUCAUCGAGGGGGCGGCCAGAAGGGUUUGAAGAAACCGAAAGGAAACGCAGGCGGCAGGGUCCGGCGGGCAGUGACCUCCCCCACCCCCACCCCGGGGUGACUCGGCUCGGCUCCGGGGCGCCGCCCGCCCUCCCGCCCCAAGUCGGUAGGCGGGAGCCUCUCUCCAAGGUGCUUUCACUUCCCGGGGCCGGGCUGGGCGCAGUGGAACCCAGUCUCAUGGCCGGGGCGAAGGCGGCAGAGACGCGGGCCGCGCACCCACGGGGCAGGGCAGCGACCGCGCACGUGGGGCCCGCGGGGCCGUGGCCACCCGAGGGGUGGGCCGCGGGAUCGGGUGGCCCUGACGUCACCCCCGCCCCCCCCCGUGGUAUUUACCUUCGAAAAGUGGUGGCGGCUGCAGGUACCGGAGUCGUGGGCGGCCGGGAGGGGCGAGGUCUGCCCGGGCGCACCGCCAAACCGGUCCAAGCCAAGAGAUGCCCCGACCCUCUUCCCGCCUCUCGCGCCCCACAGACGGAUCCCAAAUUCUUCCCUCCUCGCCCAGCCCUUCCCGAUGGGAUUAACCCUCCCUCAUCCCCAUCCCCAUUUCAAACCUGACUUUUGAGGGUCUGAGUCCCCAAAAUUUGAGCCCCUGAGUGCUUCUCCUCUACCCUAAUCUCCCACUUCCUAGCUUAACCUCCCAUCCUCAUCUCCAAACUCUCAUCCUCAGUCCUGAAACUGUAUUCUCACUUCCUAACACUCAUAGCUGACUCCACCUUAAACUACUCUCAGACUCGCCCCAGCCCCCCCAACUCUCUCACCACCACCCCCUUCCUCACGGUAUACCCCCUUCCUCUGCUCAGUCCGGGCCCAGGCCCUGUGCCCCGAAGACAUGGAGUUUGUGUCCGGAUACCGGGAUGAGUUCCUUGAUUUCACUGCCCUCCUCUUUGGCUGGUUCCGCAAGUUCAUGGCGGAGCGCAGGGCUGUAGGGACCAGCCUCGAGGGCCGCCGGCGACAGCUGGAGGCUCAGAUCAGAAGGCUGCCCCAGGACCCGGCCCUUUGGGUGCUCCAUGUCUUGCCCAACCGCAGUGUGGGCAUCAGCCUGGGGCAAGGGGCAGAACCAGGCGCUGGGCCAGGCCUGGGGGCUGCUCAGCUCCUGGGUGAUGAGCUCCCACUCCAUCUGCGAGACCUGAGCCCCUAUGUCAGCUUUGUCAGCCUGGAGGAUGGGGAGGAAGGAGAGGGGGAGGAGGAGGAAGAUGAGGAGGAAGGGAAUGGAGAAGAGGAGGAUGCAGGCACAGAGAAGGGGGAACCACAGGAGGACGGGGAGUCAGCCGUGACCAGCAGGGAGUCCCCCCAGGAAGCAAACCCUCCAGGGGAGCCAGAGGAGGCUGAGCAGGAGGCGAGAGGUGGUGAGGAUGGCUGCCGAGAGGACAGAGCAGAGGACGAAAUGGGGCCUGAGAAGAGGAAAGGAUGGAGAAGUGAGGCUGCUCCUUUGCACGUCUCCUGCCUCUUACUGGUGACAGAUGAACAUGGUACCAUCUUGGGCAUUGACCUUCUAAUGGAUGGAGCCCCCGGGAGUGCAGGCCAGGGCUCAGGGACAGAGAAUCCAACCCACCUGGCACCUCGGGCCUAUUCACUCCUCUGCCACAGCAUGGCCUGCCCCAUGGGGUCUGGGGACCCCCGAAAGCCCCGACAGCUUACUGUGGGAGACCCCCAGCUGCAUCGAGAGCUGGAGAGCUUGGUCCCGAGACUGGGAGUGAAGUUAGCCAAGACCCCAAUGCGGACAUGGGGUCCCCGGCCAGGCUUCACCUUUGCCUCCCUUCGGGCUCGAACCUGCCAUGUUUGUCACAGGCAUAGCUUUGAAGUGAAGUUGACACCUUGCCCCCAGUGUAGUGCUGUGCUGUACUGUGGAGAGGCUUGUCUCCGGGCCGACUGGCGGCGGUCCCCAGACGACGUGAGCCACCGAUUCUGGUGCCCAAGGCUUGCAGCUUUCAUGGAGCGGGCAGGAGAACUGGCAACCCUGCCUUUUACCUACACCGCAGAAGUGACCAGUGAAUCUUUUAACAAGGAGGCCUUCUUGGCCUCACGGGGCCUCACUCGUGGCUACUGGACCCAGCUCAGCAUGCUGAUUCCUGGCCCCGGCACCCCCAGGCACCCCCAGGGCAGCACGCCGUCUCUCAGCCUUCUUCUCAGUGGUGCAUGGGGGGAUCCCUACCAGCUUCUCCAGGGGGACGGACCUGCCUUGAUGCCUCCUGUACCCCCAGAUCCACCAAGAGGCCCCUUUGUCUCCUGGCAGGAUUACUACACAUGGCGGGGCCUCGGCUUGGACUCCCCCAUGGCCGUGCUUCUCACCUACCCUCUGACAGUGUACUACAUCAUCACCCACCUUGUGCCCCAGUCCUUCCCUGAGCUCAACAUUCAGAACAAACAGUCACUGAAGAUCCACGUGGUGGAGGCCGGGAAGGAGUUUGACCUCAUCAUGGUGUUUUGGGAGCUCUUGGCCCUGCUGCCCCAUGUGGCCCUGGAGCUGCUGUUUGUGGGCGACGGCCUGCCCCCCGAGAGUGACCAGCAGCAUUUUACUCUACAGAGGGAUGGCCCUGAGGUGUCUGUCCGCCCUGGAUCUGGGGUAUCGGCACGGCUCAGCUCUGGGACCAAGGAAAAGGGGGGCCGCAGGGACUUGCAGAUCAAGGUGUCAGCACGGCCCUACCACCUGCUCCAGGGGCCCAAGCCGGACCUGGUGAUUGGAUUUAACUCUGGCUUUGGUCUCAAGGACACUUGGCUGAGCUCUCUGCCCCGGUUACAGUCCCUCCGGGUGCCCGCCUUCUUCACCGAGAGCAGCGAGUACGGCUGCGUGAUGGACGAGCAGACCAUGGCGGUGGCCACGGGAGGGGGCACCAGCCCGCCGCGGCCCAACCCCUUCCGCGCCCCCUUUCGCCUCAGAGCGGCGGACAACUGCAUGCCCUGGUACUGCAACGCCUUCAUCUUCCACCUGGUCUACAAGCCCCCGCAGGGCGGUGGGGCCCGCCCGGCGCCCGGCCCCGCGCCCCCGGCCCCGACCCCCGCGGCCCCUCCCGCCCCAGCCCGAAGGCGCCGCGGGGAGAAGAAGCCCCGGCGGGGGUCCCGCCGGCGGAGGUGAGGGCUGCGCGGGUCGCAGGCCACCACCCCCCCCCCCACUCGCCGCGCUGCAGAAAGGAAAAACCUGAGAAAACCCAAGGCCGAGGGGGAGGCCUGGUUGGCGGAACACGGAAAGGUGAAUGAAAUUACUUGUUUGAACUCA
This is a messenger RNA of Choloepus didactylus (southern two-toed sloth), 4260 nucleotides long. It is a transcript of the gene ZMYND15, whose product is annotated as zinc finger MYND-type containing 15. NCBI's taxonomy places the organism in Eukaryota, Metazoa, Chordata, Mammalia, Pilosa, Megalonychidae. The transcript has 13 exons. Gene Ontology annotation, biological process: spermatid development; negative regulation of DNA-templated transcription. Bases 1876 to 4119 code for a protein of 747 amino acids. The record is from RefSeq and is a predicted model, not a curated record. Gene Ontology annotation, molecular function: histone deacetylase binding.